Sardina pilchardus (European sardine) is the source of this 1799-nucleotide messenger RNA. RefSeq names its product sodium- and chloride-dependent GABA transporter 2-like. Lineage: Eukaryota; Metazoa; Chordata; Actinopteri; Clupeiformes; Clupeidae. The record is from RefSeq and is a predicted model, not a curated record. The coding region runs from base 6 to 1799 and encodes 597 amino acids. Gene Ontology annotation, biological process: sodium ion transmembrane transport. Gene Ontology annotation, cellular component: plasma membrane. Gene Ontology annotation, molecular function: gamma-aminobutyric acid:sodium:chloride symporter activity. The transcript is spliced from 14 exons.
UCGCCAUGACCACCCAGAUCAAAGCAGAUAUGCAUGGGACGGAUGUCAGUCCUGACAGAGACCAACAUGGAAAGAUAAAUAUCAGAGGCAACUGGGGAAGCAAAACUGAAUACAUCUUGACUGUGAUGGGAGCCAUUAUUGGACCUGGCAAUGUGUGGAGGUUUCCUUACCUGUGCUAUAAAAACGGGGGAGGUGUUUUCUUCAUCCCUUACCUGCUAUUCCUGCUCACCUGUGGAAUUCCUCUCUUCUUUAUGGAGACUGCUCUGGGACAGUAUACCAGUCAGGGAGGCAUCACCUGCUGGCGUAAGAUCUGCCCGCUAUUUCAGGGCGUAGGUUAUGCCAGUCAUCUAAUCAUCGGGUUCAGUGCCACCUCCUAUAUUGUGAUCCUGGCAUGGGCCUUUUUCUACCUCUUUUCCUCCUUUAGUGCAGAACUGCCCUGGACAAACUGUGACAACAGCUGGAACACUGAGUCCUGCAUGCGCAACACAAAGGAUGUGUCCUCAAACAACACCACCGGAGGCAAUGGAACACUGCCUGUAGUGGAAUUUUGGGAGAACCGAGUAUUACGCAUAUCCAAGGGAAUAGAAGAAAUCGGGAGUGUAAACUACGAGCUGGCGCUGUGUCUGCUCCUGACCUGGGUGAUCGUCUACUUCUGCGUGUGGAAGGGCAUUAAGUCCACGGGGAAGGCUGCGUACUUCACGGCCACGUUCCCUUAUCUUACCCUGCUGGCUCUGCUCAUCCGUGGCAUCACCCUCCCCGGGGCCAUGAAUGGCAUUACCUACUACCUCUACCCCAACAUCUCACGGCUGUCCGACCCACAGGUUUGGAUGGAUGCAGGCACGCAGAUCUUCUUUUCCUAUGCAAUCAGCUUGGGCUUUCUCACAUCUCUGGGCAGCUACAACAACUUCAACAAUGACUGCUACAAGGACUCGUUCCUGUUAUGUCUGCUGAACAGUGGUACCAGUUUCAUUUCCGGCUUUGCCAUCUUCUCUAUACUGGGGUUCAUGACCCACGAACAGGGUGUGAACAUCUCAGAGGUGGCCGAUUCUGGUCCUGGAUUAGCAUUCAUUGUGUACCCAAGGGCUGUGGCCAUGAUGCCAGUGCCACAGGUGUGGUCGGCUUGUUUCUUCCUCAUGAUCAUCCUCUUAGGCUUGGACAGCCAGUUUGUAGGCUUGGACUGUCUGAUGACCUCAUUGGUGGAUAUAUUCCCCACCCAACUCCGCAAGGGCUUCAGGCGGGAGCUGCUCCUGCUGGCUAUCUGCACCGGGGCUUUUCUGAUUGGCCUCAGCUUUGUGACAGAGGGGGGACUGUACAUUCUACAGCUGAUGGACCAUCACGUGUGCAGCGGAACCACUCUUCUCAUCCUGUCCCUCUGUCAAUCCAUCAGCAUAGCCUGGGUCUACGGUGCUGAACGCUUCUAUGGGAACAUAACUGAGAUGAUCGGGUACAAACCAGCACCUGUGAUGAAGUACUGCUGGCUCUUCAUCACUCCUACAGUGUGUGUGGGCACAUUGAUUUUCUCCAUUGUGAGGUACUCUCCUCUGAAAUUCAGCCACACGUAUGUGUACCCUGUUUGGGCCAACGUCAUUGGCUGGUUCUUAGCCUUCAUCUCUCUUUCUCUCAUCCCAAUCUGGAUCAUCUACAAACUGUUUGUGGGCAAAGGCCCCCUGAAAGAUCGAUUUCUCCAACUUUGCCGUCCAGUGGAUGAUCUCCCUCUGGACCACGCGUACAAACCUGCCAACUUCCACCUAACUGUCUCAUCCAAUGGUGUUUCUGACGUGAACUUAUUGAUGAAAUAA